AUGUCUAUGCUUCCCACGUUUGGUUUUACGCAGGAGCAAGUUGCGUGCGUCUGCGAGGUGCUCCAACAAGGCGGCAACAUUGAGAGACUGGGCCGCUUUCUCUGGUCUCUCCCCGCCUGCGAGCACCUCCACAAAAACGAGUCUGUGCUGAAGGCGAAGGCGGUUGUAGCCUUUCACAGAGGCAACUUCCGAGAGCUCUACAAGAUCCUGGAGAGUCAUCAGUUCUCCCCACACAACCAUCCCAAACUGCAGCAGCUGUGGCUCAAGGCGCACUACAUCGAGGCGGAGAAGCUGCGCGGGCGGCCGCUUGGAGCCGUGGGCAAAUACAGAGUGAGAAGGAAGUUUCCUUUGCCCCGAUCGAUCUGGGACGGAGAGGAGACCAGCUACUGCUUCAAGGAGAAGAGCCGAAGCGUGCUGCGAGAGUGGUACACGCACAACCCGUACCCGUCCCCCCGAGAGAAGCGCGAACUUGCGGAGGCGACCGGACUCACGACCACACAAGUCAGCAACUGGUUCAAGAACCGGAGACAGCGUGACCGGGCAGCGGAGGCCAAGGAGAGAGAAAACAACGAGAACUCGAACAGUAACAACCACAACGCGCUGUCCUCUUCCAUGAAUGGAAGUAAAAGUCUUUUAGGGAGUUCAGACGAUGACAAGACGCCGUCUGGAACCCCGGACCACCACCACAACUCGUCCCCGGGCCCCACGAUGCUCAUGGGCUCCAACAGCAGCGGCUUGGCGUCUCUGCACGGCCUCGCACCGCCGCCCGGGCCCAGUGCCAUCCCGGUGCCGAGCGCGGACUCAGUGCUGCACCAUCACCACCACCACCACGGACUGCACCACGACAUCCUCAACCCCAUGUCGGCCAACCUGGUGGACCUGGGCUCGUAG
Molecule: messenger RNA, 891 nt
Organism: Knipowitschia caucasica
Lineage: Eukaryota; Metazoa; Chordata; Actinopteri; Gobiiformes; Gobiidae
Source: the annotation of a GenBank genome assembly